GAGGGACCGCCCCGUUUCCAGCCCAGCGGCUGAGGCCCGGGAAUGCACCGGCCGGGCUGCAGGGCCGACAGGCCAUUGCCCGCAAGCGGCGGACGGGGACAGUAAUUUGCCCCUAAGCACAGCCCGUUCACCCGCUGGCCCAAACUCGGGGGGCGGGCGUCCCUCGGGCCGCUUCUCGCGCUCCCAGCAGGGGCCUUUCCCCGUUUUACGGUGACAGGCGGCCCGCUGUUGUUCGCAAACGGCUACGGGGCAGGAAAGGUGCCCGCGAACCUGGGGCUUUCCGAGAGUAGCCGGCCGGGAGAGAACCCAGGCGUCCGGGCUCCCGAGCCCAGCACAGACCCCGCCCCGCACUGGAGUGUUCGCUCCCCCCGGCGGCCCUCAGCCCCAGCCUCUUCCUGCUGCUGGCGGCAGCCCCGCAAGGACUAGGUUUAGAGUCCCCACCCCAUACAGCUGCUCUCCCUCCUUCGCUCCCUCCCGCGCUUUUCUUUCCGCACAGGCUCGGUCCUACCUCAGGAAUCGCGACAGCGCGAAUCUCGCUAAUUGUCCCUAUCCGGCCACCGUCGCAUUCAGUCAUCAUAUUUGAUUAGGACGGAAGCGGGUGGCACUUCCACGCCCGCAGUAAACAUGGCGACGGAGCAGAUUUGCAUCACGUGACGGGAUUCCUGGCUCAGGCUCACGCGCGUGCGGUGUUCCUGCCGCACGGGCUGCCGGGAAGAGGAUUCAAACGAUCUUGGCGGAGCGCGCGCGAGCCGAGUCCGCGAUGAGGCGAUCGGGGCGGCCUAGUCCGUGGCGGCGGCAGGAUAUGGAUACUCCUGAUUCUGGAGGCAUGACCCCUUUAGGAAGAAAAACUGCAGAGACUGGAAUCAACUUUACAAGUACUACACGUUUCUCAAGAGGUUUGACAUUCAUCAGGACACACACCCUCUUUGGUCAGAGCCCAACUAGGAGAAUAAUUCCACAAACAUCUUUACUGCAGGAAAAUGCAGAUCCUCAGAAGAUAGCAUUCCUUCUACGCAAACAAUGGACCUUGUAUAGUGUGACCCCCAUGUACAAAUUCUCUUAUGGUAAUCUGAAGGAGUAUUCUAGACUUCUGAGUGCCUUUGUUGCUGCUGAAAAGCAGAAAGGACUUGCUGUAGAAGUGGGCAAUGAUCUUGGUAUCAAAGUGACUUUGUCCACCCUUUCAGGACUCAAAGGUACGGAUCAAGACCAGGUUGCAAUCCUUGUCCAGAUUGCAUCAAGAUCUCAGCUCCCAUUUGAAAAUGCAGAAGACAAAGUGGUCUGGUCAGGCUGGUUCUGCUGUAUAUCUGGAGAUGAUCUUUUGGAGAGUGUACCAGAGGAUUUUACCUGUUUAUCUUUGUUCCUUGCAAAUGGGGCAGAGAGUUACACAGCCAUAGUUGGCAGUUGGUUUCAGAAGACCUUUGACUGUUAUUUCAGUCGUUUAACCAUCAGCCCACUCAAUCUUGCCUGGAUGGCUGCUAUGUGGACUGGGUGCAAAGUGGACAGUCAUAUGGCUGCAACAGAACUUGUUUUCUCUGUGCCCUGCAUUCCCCAGUCUCUGGACAUUUCCUAUGCCAUACACCCUGAAGAUGCAAAAGCCUUAUGGGACACAGUGCAAAAAACUCCUGGGGAGGUUACUCAAGAAGAAGUGAAUUUAUUUAUGGACUGCCUUUACUCUCACUUCCAUAGACACUUUAAGAUCCACUUGUCAGCCACAAGACUGGUGAAAGUCUCUACAACUAUAGCUUCAGCACACUGUGAUGGGAAUAUAAAGAUCUUACAUAGCAAGCACCUAAUAGGAGUGUUGACACUGCUGACAGAGCUGGCGAUCUCACAGAUACAAUGAAACCUUGUACUCUAUACCUGCUGUCCUAAAAAACUUCUUAUAGAUGCUCUGCUUGGACCACAUUAAGUCCAUCUGCAGUAGAUUCAUGUCUGAGAGACAUUGACUGCAGAAAGCUGGCUUUCCUGCAGAUUUUUUUAGCCUCACAAAACUCCAGUCCACCAAGUGAAAGCAUAUUAGUUUCAUUUGACCUCAUUGGUUCCUGGACUGAAAUCCACAAUGGGUAAUGAAGCAAAGAGGGCCAUCAGAGGAAAAUAAAAUAGUUGCACAUUUUGCUAUAAUAAAAAGGUCACAUCAAUAAAGUAACAUUUUGUAAUGAUUCAAGUAUCAUUUAAAGGGUCAGGCAUGAGAUAGAACACUGCUCCUGCUCCAUAGCCUAGAUCAGUGGUUCUCAAUCAGCACACAGCUGCAACCCAUGUGACAUCCUUAGGGCCAUACAGGUAGUAUAUAGUAUGGAUGUGGCUCACAUAACACAGAGAGAGCUGCAUAAGUGGCCCACAAUGGUAAAUAAGUUGAGAACCACUGGCCUAGAUGCUAACACAGUAGUGCAGGAGGGUGGUGUAUGUAAUAUAGGGCAGAAAAGCCUGUCGGGAUUAAUUUCUGCAAGGUUCAAAAGCAUUCCCCUAUGUUUGUUGAGUGAACAGUGAGAUAUUCAGAAGAAUCAGUAUGGCCUUGGUAUCAGAACCUUUUGAAGGAAAAGCCUCCUGUUUCCAGCUCUGCUACUAGUGACCUAAGCAAAUCACUUAACCUUGAUGCCUGUUUCCUUAACUACAAAUUAGGAUACUGGCUACAUUUAAUAUAGCUGUUUGAAAUGUACAAAUUAAAGUGUUAAGGUAAAAUGAGAUUUCCCCCACCCCACACACACCGCAAGUACAUAGAGAGAGUUUUUUUUCUCCUCCUUUUACUUGACUUUAGCUUCACUGACAGAGUGUCAAUCUCUUUCACUCUUACUUGACUUUGCUGUUGAAUGUACUGGCUCUGAAUCAAUGUGAAAACAGACUUUUGCUCAAGCUGCAUUUUACCUGCCGCAAUCUAUGCGGGCAGUAAGACCACCUCACCUAGUCUUGAAUUUGUCUAUAUUUAAGUACUUUGUGGUACAGCACACUGGCUAUGACUAGGCUCCUAGGUACUUCUAUAAUACAACUAGCAGGCAGGUGCUUAUGUGGCCUGACUUUCAGAAGUGCUGAGCACUCACCAGUUCCCACUGAUCCAUGGCUGCUGUUGGAUUAAAGGUACCUAAAUAUUGAUUUUUUUUUCCCCCCAGAGCAUAGUUUCAUAGUCCCAUUUUUUAAAAUCUUGGCUUAUGUUUUCAUUUAAAAAAAAAAUGUACAUUCUAGGCCUUGUGUUUGGCAAGAGACUGAAAACUGAUAUAAAGAUUGGCAGCUUGAGGAGCUUUAUUCUGAAAUUCACUUGACUUGCACUGGUGAUCAGUUUAGGAGAAAGAUCCAACUACUAUAUUUAUCCCAGAACUGUAUGUCUCUCUCACCUCCGAUACCAAAAUCCCUGUCUUGUUUGCAUGGUCAUUAUAAGAUCUGAAAUAAAUAUAUUGAAUUUAAUACAAAAAUUUAACACUAGCCCACAUUCACUCGAGCUUUGACAAAGAAGCACUGAAAGAAAGAUCAAUACGGCGUACCUGUGAUCUACAGCCACCUUCCACUUUUGAAAAUGGUAUUUAAUUUACAACCGCCUGCUAAAUAACUUGUUUCCAUAUGUUCAGUGUUACAUAACCAUAGUUCUAGGAAAGUGUGCUAAAGUAAAUGCCUGUCUGCAAAUCGAUAGAAUUACACUAGGGCUAGAUUGGGCUUCUGUUAUCAGGGCCACCUUUCCCUCUAGACAAAUAGCUGUGUCCUGAACAAUCCACUUCUAGGUUAAAGAAUGCAUGUACCGUUCCCCCCCGCCUCCCAGCAGAACUACAAGUCAGUUUUGCUUAGGAACUGUUUCAGCCAGCCAUUUGUUCAUUCCAGUAUGUUGUCUUUACUGGGCCAAUGCUUCCGGAAGGUGUCAAACCCCGACUGAAAAAUACUAUACCGUGUGGUAGGGGGAGAGUAAUUCUGCCUUACUCCCAUCUGCAGAUCAGUUUAUAUCCUAAAGUUGGAGCAGCAAUGAG
Messenger RNA from Mauremys mutica (yellowpond turtle), 3947 nucleotides. It is a transcript of the gene CENPL, whose product is annotated as centromere protein L. The transcript is spliced from 5 exons. Bases 761 to 1843 code for a protein of 360 amino acids. Lineage: Eukaryota; Metazoa; Chordata; Testudines; Geoemydidae. The record is from RefSeq and is a predicted model, not a curated record.